AUGCCUCAGAUGAUGUCCAGCAUGUGCAAUUUGCCGCCAAAUGAAGACUCACAGCUUGCAGUCAAUGAUGUCCUAUUUGAGCCGCUGAUGCCCACAACUCAUGCCACGCAGCAGAAUAUGCUUGUACCGACAAAUUAUGUGCCAACUCUAAGUCGAGCCUUCAGUAUGAAUAACCCGUUCGCAAGUACUAUGGCCAAUGGAAACUGCUCAUCCGGUCUCCAGCCUCCAGUCGUCCCCAUGCUUCUUCAACAGAAUGCACCUCCAAGAAAUUCAUCAUUUCCGCCGCUACCAACGACUCUUCAGUGCCCCACCGGUUUGUAUCCCUCGGCUACUGGAUCUUCUACCUUCCCACAACUUUUGCCUCUGCCGGGCAACGAAGGCACCUUGCCUCUGGGUCAGCUGCCAAAUCUGCAACUUCCAAACCCCUUGCUUGACUAUUCGGCACAAUUGUUUCCAAAUCGGCUGACAACCACCAACUUUCUCCCCUGCAGCGGUGUGAUACCUGCCGGGGCCGUAUUUUUGGACCCCACAAGCAUCAAUGCAGCGGUUAAUGCCAUGGGAACUUCAAUUAGUCCUCAGCAAUGUCAAAGCCCCAGCCUGGGGCCUGGUGGUAUUACGAGUCAUCAAACCGGCACCUUGAAAUCUGACCUCAUUUCCAACGCAAACUGCCAAAACGGCAGUAGCGCUUUGCCACCCUUUGGCCACACAAACGGAUCAUCAAAAGUGGGUAAUCUUUUGCCCCUGAUCCAGACCCUACCAACGCCACUCUUACCACCCUCUUCAACCGCGGUCUGUGGAGGUUCACUGGGUGUCUCCAAUUGUACCCCCAGUCUGCAGUCGCCGGUGGCUCCGACCUCGCUGAAUGUGCUUUCAAUGCCACAGAUGAAGAUUUCAGUCCCGAACCUCACUAACCUCGGAGUACAAUCGCCAACUUCUACAGUGCUGGCUGGAAAGAUCCCCGACAGCGGCUCCAUGUCGCAGGCGUGA
This is a messenger RNA of Dibothriocephalus latus, 987 nucleotides long. NCBI's taxonomy places the organism in Eukaryota, Metazoa, Platyhelminthes, Cestoda, Diphyllobothriidea, Diphyllobothriidae. The record is from the annotation of a GenBank genome assembly.